UUGGGAAGUGUCAUUUCGGGCAAGGCCAUGGUUUGUUUACAACAAAAGCUGGACAGUGGGUCCAAGCCUCGGGCCCUGGGACGUCUUCGGGCUUGUAACGUCACCGUCGCUGGCCGCUGCGGCGCUCCGCAGCCUGCGGGCAGGAUGACGUCAUCGUCGGAACCGGUGCAGACAAGCGCGCGCGGGAGGAAUUAGCUUGGCUGGCGGUUGGCGGCGCCGGGAAAGAGAGGAGAAACCAAUAGAGAGGCAGAAGCGGGGCGGGGUCUGCACUGCCAGGGCGGGGUGCCCAGCCCCCUUACGGACUGGCCCUGCCCCCUUACGGACUGGCCCCGCCCCACCGUGACAGACGCGAGCCAGCCAAUCCGGGCCGGCUGCGGUGACGCGCAGCCUAUCAGCGGCCAGGGCUCAUCGGGCGCUUCCGCAUUGCGAGCGCGUCCGGCCGGAGUUCGCAGGGGAGGGUGAGAGGGCGACGCGUUCCACGGUCACCCACGUUCAUCCCACCCGGCUUGGCCGGUCUGUGGGGGGCCCGCCUUCUCCCUGGGGACCCGAUGGCCUCGGAAGACCUGUCAGGGGCGCUGGCGGCCGUUCUGGGGGGCCGGGGGCUGCGCGUGCAGAGCUAUGACUCGGGACCGGCCGGGGAGACGCCGGCGCAGGUGCGGCUGCGGAAGAACGUCUGUUACGUGGUGCUGGCCGUGUUCCUCAACGAGCAGGAUGAGGUGCUACUGAUCCAGGAGGCCAAGAAGGAGUGCCGUGGGUCGUGGUACCUUCCCGCGGGGAGGAUGGAGCCCAGGGAGACUAUUGUGGAGGCGCUGCAGCGGGAGGUGAAGGAGGAGGCCGGGCUGCAGUGUGAGCCUUUGACGUUGCUGUCUGUGGAGGAGCGGGGCCCCUCCUGGAUCCGCUUUGUGUUCCUCGCUCGCCCCACAGGUGGAAUUCUCAAGACUCCCAAGGAGGCAGAUGCGGAGUCCCUGCAGGCUGGCUGGUACCCACGAACCUCGCUGCCCACCCCGCUGCGAGCCCACGACAUUCUGCAUCUGAUAGAGCUAGCCGCCCAGUAUCGCCAGCAAGCCAGGCACCCUCUCCUUCUGCCCCAAGAGCUUCCCUGCAGUCUCGUCUGCCAGCGGCUUGUAGCCACCUUUACCAGUGUCCAGACAGUGUGGGUGUUGGUGGGCACAGUGGGGAUGCCUCACUUGCCCGUCACCGCCUGUGGCUUUGCUCCCGUAGAGCAGCGGGGUGGCAUCAAGAUGGCCGUCCUGCGUCUGCUACAGGAGUGUCUGACCCUGCACCACUUGGCAGUGGAGACCAAGGGGUUGCUUGGACUGCAGCACCUGGGCAAAGACCAAACCGAUGGCAUCUGCCUGAACGUGCUGGUGACGGUGGCUUUUCGGAAUCCAGGCUCCUGCCUCUGCCUUGGUACAACUCCAGCCCAAAGCCAGACCAAAACCCUCUUCAUUUCCCCUCCGCUCAGCUGAAUCAUGGCAGCCGGGUGCAGGUCAGUGACAUCGGAACUGUGUGAGGAAGAGUCAUCUGGCGGGUGUGUAGGAGACGGACACAGGAUGAAUGCUUAGCAGACCAUUAUGACAAGAGGAGGAAGCAAUCACACUGAAUCAGAGGCCUUGAAGUAUUCCCCCGGCCUUGGCGGCCCAGGCAGUCUUGUCUUCUCUCAAAGUUCGCUGUGGGGACCACGACUCUUACAGGAGUGGCACCUCGCACAGUCGUUCCAAACACACUGUCCAUAUGGAGUGACUGCAUCUUAUCACGUUCUACGUGAUGCUAUUACUGUUGGGUGAGCAGUCAUCUCUCCAGGAGACUGUGAGCUCCCUGGGGGCCAGAGUUCUGUUUCUGCCUGCCCCUAAAGGGCUCUGCAUAGAGUGAUUACUCAUUGAUAUUUACUAAAUAUCUCAGCAAACUCCUUCAGCCCCUUCCAUAGUUCCUUGUCUCUGGGAAACCCCUCUGACCACGCUACAGUCAUCACAGAAGCCUGUGAUGGGGUCUCGUCUAGCCUUAAAAUUCAUUUACAGUCUCCUAAAGCCUUAAGCUGGACUUAAAUCAAAAAACCACAAUCCAGGGACUUCCCUGGUGGCACAGUGGUUAAGAAUCCGUCUGCCAAUGCAGGGGACACGAGUUUGAGCCCUGGUCGUGGAAGAUCCCACGUGCCGCAGAGCAACUAAGCCCGUGUGCCACAACUACUGACCCUGUGCUCUAGAGCCCGCGAGCCACAACUACUGAAACCCGUGUGCCACAACUACUGAAGCCCACGCACCUAGAGCUGGUGCUCCGCAACAAGAGAAGACACCGCAAUGAGAAGCACGUGCACCGCCAACGAAGAGUAGCCCCCGCUCGCCACAACAAAGACCCAACGCAGCCAAAAAUAAAAAAAAAAAUAAAUAAAUAAAAUCCAGCAAGAAAAGGAGAAACAGGAGAACAAAGGUUAGCCAAAACAGACCGUUAGAGCUAAGAAAGCAGGGGGGUAA
Molecule: messenger RNA, 2471 nt
Organism: Physeter macrocephalus (sperm whale)
Lineage: Eukaryota; Metazoa; Chordata; Mammalia; Artiodactyla; Physeteridae
Gene: NUDT18
Product: nudix hydrolase 18
Exons: 5
Coding region: 549-1469 (306 amino acids)
Molecular function (GO): magnesium ion binding; 8-oxo-dGDP phosphatase activity; 8-oxo-GDP phosphatase activity
Source: RefSeq, a predicted model, not a curated record